UUCACGUUCUCGACGGUUACUUCCACAUGCAUCGCCUGUAACCGAUGCAAAAUCAUGACACGAUCAUAUUCCGACAACCAUCUUUACUACAACCAAAUUCGGGCCUCAACAACGCAGCAACCAGAACUAAAGAAUAGCCAUUCUAUGGGCAUAUUCAAUUUCAAGUUGUCCAGUUCAAUUUUCCCAAGCUCGCUUCGGUCAUUUCUAUUUGAUCCGGAUACGAGUAAGGAGAUGAACAUAACAGAUUCGAGUAAGGAGAUGAAUAUAACAGAGACGAGUAAGGAGGAGAUGAACAUAACGGAGACCACAACAGAGAGCGACGAAGACGAGGAGGAGGUGAAAAAGAGAGCAAAUUGGGUCGAGAGGCUACUGCAGCAUCAAAGCCAUUGGAGAGAGAGGCAACAAAAAGAUGAAGUGGCUGGCGAUGCAGAUAGCCACCAAGAUUGCGAUGAAGAUGAGGGUGGUUGUGAAGCGGACUAUGGCGAUGAAGAAGAAGAGGGGAAGCCAAAAAUUGAUUGCGAGUCAUUCUCAAGGUUGUUGGUUGAAGUUCUGUGGUCUGAUGCUAAGCUUUUAGCUCAGCUAGCCUUCCUGUGCAACAUGGCUUAUGUGAUACCAGAGAUUAAGGCUAAGGAUUUAAGACGAUACUAUGGUCUACGCCUCGUAACAUCUUCCUUAAAGAAGAAAGCAGAAGCAGAAGCACUAAAAGCAAAACCAGAUAGGGAAACCAAUGGCGUACCUGUGACUGCCUCAGCUCCCACUGUAUCUGCUCCAGAGAAAGCAGGAAUAUCUGACGAGAAACGUGUAAACCGCCCCACUGUUGCGUAUGAGAUUGCUGCUUCAGCUGCAUCAUAUGUCCACUCGUACACCAAGGACCUUUCAUCCCUUGGCUCGGAAACCGAACAGGAAGGCAAUGAUGUGGCAUCAGAUGGUGAUGAAGAUCACGGACAAGAGGAAGAGAGUUCGUCACCUCGAGUAUACAAAUCAGAGAUGGCUGCUUCUUUGGCAGCUUCAACUAUGACAGCAGUGGUCGCUGCAGGUGAGACAGAAAAACAGGAGGCGGCAAGGGACCUUCAAUCGCUUCAUUCAUCGCCUUGUGAAUGGUUUGUUUGUGAUGAUCCGAGCACAUAUACUCGCAACUUCAUCAUCCAGGGAUCGGACUCUCUAGCAUCGUGGCAGGCAAAUCUCUUCUUUGAACCCACUAAAUUCGAGGGGACGGAAGCGCUUGUUCAUAGAGGAAUUUAUGAAGCUGCAAAGGGAAUGUACGAGCAAUUCAUGCCGGAAAUUAUGGAGCAUUUGACUAACCAUGGGGAACGGGCAAAGCUUCAAUUCACAGGUCAUUCUCUUGGCGGUAGCCUUUCACUCUUAGUCAACUUGAUGCUCUUGUCGAGGAAGGUUGUCAAGCCCAAUGUUCUGCGACCAGUUGUUACCUUUGGAUCACCGUUCGUGUUCUGUGGAGGCCAAAAGUUUCUUAACGAGUUGGGCUUGGAUGAGGACCGUGUCCAUUGUGUGAUGAUGCAUAGAGAUAUUGUCCCACGAGCAUUCGCUUAG
Molecule: messenger RNA, 1548 nt
Organism: Camellia sinensis
Lineage: Eukaryota; Viridiplantae; Streptophyta; Magnoliopsida; Ericales; Theaceae
Source: RefSeq, a predicted model, not a curated record